Messenger RNA from Physcomitrium patens, 5423 nucleotides. RefSeq lists its product as uncharacterized. NCBI's taxonomy places the organism in Eukaryota, Viridiplantae, Streptophyta, Bryopsida, Funariales, Funariaceae. The record is from RefSeq and is a predicted model, not a curated record. Gene Ontology annotation, biological process: regulation of DNA-templated transcription. Gene Ontology annotation, molecular function: sequence-specific DNA binding; DNA-binding transcription factor activity.
AGGUAUAAAAUACCAAAAUGCUCAGCCACCCAAUCCAUAGCUCAGUAGUAGUUUGCAUUUGUACAUCGCCGACUUUGUGGGUUGUGCCGCUUUUCACAAACCCAGAACUUCAUCAGGCUUUGAAUAUUCAACAGCAUUUCCCGAUAUGGGAGUUGGGUCGUGAUCAAUCUGGGGAAGAUUCGGUCGCAACUGUAAAAUGGGUUUAGUGAAGUAAAAUCGGGUGUGGGGAAACGGUAUUUUCGCCGUCGCGAGAGGGAAUGUAGUUGCGGAAUUCAUGGCGAUGAAGGGGAGAGUGAGUGAGUGAGAGAGAGGAAGAGCGGUGUACAACGACGCGAGGGCGGAGGACCUGGCAACAGGGGCCUGCUUUAUUCAUCAUGGUGACUUGGGGACGAAGAGUCCGACAACGAGCGUGUCAAUUCGAAGUAAUGUCCUGCCACGCUGCGAGAGCCCGGUUUCGCACACCCCACACGGAUGCUGUAUGCAAGUGUAGGUGGGAGGGAAGGCGGGUUGCUGUUGCUGUUGCUGUUGCUGGCAACUGCAGCAGCUACAGGUGAGCAUGAUGAGAUCUCGUUGUCAGAAAGGAAGACUUGCUAAAGUCAGCUCACAGAUCAUCCUGCCUCGCUGAGCGGCCUGCACUAGGCGUGGACCAGCUGCGGACCUGAAGGAUAUUAUUCAAGUGUUGGCCGUCACAGUCCUGGAAAACCGACUGCACACAUCCGCACAGCGGGUAUAGAGAUCGCUUAGUGCGACUGGCUGAGUUGACAUGUAGGUGCCUCCUCCUCUACCAAGCGGGGCUUGGUGACAAAAUGUACUCGUUUCUGAGGCCAAAACGCCGUGAGAUACUGUAGAUGUGUUUGUUUUCUUCGGAUUUCUUCUUCAUCUUUACCUUUUGUACAUCCCUUCUCUCCUUUCUUGAGGAUGGGUCUCGCGGGCAGUGAAUGAUGGGAGGUACUUGUCUUUGUCUUUGGCACCGCCGCAGUUGCAAAAUUCAUUCAACCUCUCGACGUCGCGGUCGUUGAUGCCGCUAGAAAGAGGAAAAUAACAAGAGGAGUUGAUGUAGUUGUAGAAGCAGUUCAAGCAGAGAGCACGCUGAGUAAAGAAACGUUUUGCUUGUUUCAAAAGGAGUGGGAUCAUUCACUAGUUGAGUCGAGUGCCUUGCAGUCAAUUGUACACCAGACUCAGAUUGGGCCUGAUUCGCUUCCACGAACCGUUGGAGUGAGAGGUGAGUGAAGGGGAGUGAAAUAGUGCCUGUGCAGGCACGAUUGAAUUAUUCGAGCUCCAGAAGCGCAAUACCUUAGGAAAAAAGGCUUGCUCGAGCAAAUAUAGGUACUGCAUAAUCGUGGACGUGUGGAAAUCUCAAGGUAAAACAAGUAGUUCCACCGAUUGGGCUUGUAGUUGAAUCUCAGAAUGUUCAAUGAAUGACGACAAAAAACUCGCGGUUUGUUCAAUAACUUGGACGUAAGGUUCACUUGUACAGUCGCGUCAUGGGCUGAAGCUGGCGAUUCUCGAGGUUGGUCGGUUCGGUUCUCGCCAUCCAGCGCGUAGUACUACUAUGUGAAGAGUAUAGACCUUCACUUGGGGCUAUUUGUGCCCACGGUGAUGUUGAGUGGUCGGCACUUGAGAGACCAAGAGUGGUUAUGGAUUCCCACCGCUCAUUUCAACCGUGCUGCCGUACGAAGGUGCACCUGCGGUGCUUCAUUCCACCAGUCAUGGAUUGCGUGUUGAUUUCAGAGGUUGCAAUGUAAUUAUUAUUCCAAGUGUUGCCUACGGAGUUCAAGUAAAAGCACGCGAAGUAGCCCCGACAUUUUGUUUUUCCAGCCCUCUGUGGAUUUGGGUAACGGGCCGUAACAUAGGACCGAGCCUGACGAGAAUUAGAAAUUCGUGAAUCCCACAGGCUUGGACAUUGUGGGGGCGUACCUGUUCUGGGACAUUCUACAGUUCAAAAAUUCCAGGUCGAACGUUACUUUCCAUCGUCAGGACGCCAUUGACUUCAGUUUUUACGAUGAUGAUUUACUGCUUCACUCUCUAGCUUCAUCAAUUAGAACGUUUUUGAGCAGAGCGUUGUCUAGUUGGGGCACAUGUUCUAUUAGACGAAGCUGGAGCAUGUUCCUGUAAUUCCUCACAACGAAAUCAUCUCUCGAUUACAACAGCAGAGAAUCCUGCCACUCCUCGACCAUCUCAGUCUUCUUCAUUACCUGGAGCGGGUUUUCGUAGCAUUGUCACGGGGUGAUAUAUUAGUGUUAGAGCUUGUGCGAUUAGUGUGGAAAAAGCCUGCUUCCAAGCAUACAAAGAUUAGGCUCCGAGGUCACACCUCUCUACUUUCAGUGGCUGAGGUUUCUCCGCUGAAUGUUUUGCUCCUCUCACGUGAAGCCCGACGAUCGAUAUGGUCAGCGAUUAGAAUCUACCAUUCGUCUAACUCGUCAAUUGGAAAAGCAGCUUGUUACGGCCUGCUAUUUACUCAAAUGAUUAUGUUCUGACAACCCCAAUUUGUUGCAAGGGAGACAUGGAAUAAGUCAUGGCACAAACAUCGUCGUUACCAUUUCCAGAAUGUGUCUACCUGGGCUAUCUGCCUCCACUAUUAAAGCCCAAAGUGAAUAGUUUGGCGCCACUAAAGACGUUCUACCAACAGAGAGAAAAGGAUAUUUUUCUGUGGAAGUGACAACAUACGGCCAUGGCUGGAAGGCCAGCCCCAAUUGAGCAACACGGAGAGGGUGUGACAGAAAGCGCCAGCUAUUUAGAGCAUUUGCUGCAAAGGCUAGAAAACACGGCCGACCAGGAUCAAGCAGCUGUGCCAUCACCUACGACUUCCACCAGGGGAGUUGAUCCAAACUACGAUGCUUCGUCGCCAAUUCCUGCCAAUCUCUGGCAGCACCUCUCUUCUUCCAAUCCCUCCUCUCCUCGUGAUUACUAUAAUCUCAUUCAAUCUCCAAUUCCGACUACCAAUUUUCCCCGAGACACGGUCGUUGAGAAUCCAUGGAUGGAAGAACUGGAACAGCAAAAAAUCGCUGCAUCUCAAGCUCAACACAUGACUGCCUCUGCAGCAGUUGACGAAGGCCACAGAUCACGUGAUGCGAUCGGUCAAUUGCCCCCUGUUCCUGGCGACAAUUUGAACCAACAUCGUCUUGACCAGCUAUAUCCUUUCGCUUCGUCAUCUGCAGAGCACGGAGUAGUUUCAUCAGAUGCGCUACUAUAUGAGGGAGGUGCUGCACAAUGGUACCGAAGCGGUGGCUACUUUGGGCCGGAAUCCUAUUUACCUCGAGGCGGGGAAGCAUUUUAUAGAAAUUUCGCACCCAUGGAAUCAUCAGGAACUCAGAGUUCAGAUUCAGCGUCAGGUAUUCCACAAUUUGAUGGCCGGAAUCUGAAAUCUUGCUCUAAUGGAAGGGAUGAAGCAAGGAUUGGAUGGGACCAAUCCAUAGCGAGCCAGUUUGCCAGGUCUUCAGAGACACAUCCCGAGAGUGACGUGAAUCGCGCUAUUCCGCUGCCAACCCAAGCAUCACUGCCCAGCGUGGCAGGGAAUGCGAAUACUGAACCAGGCGCAUCUACUCGUUCGGAGAAUUCUAUGGGCACGCCAAACACGUCCCUGUCGUCGGGGCCCAGCGACGAAAGCGACUAUGAAGAGUGCACCAGAAAUGUCGAACCACCUGGAACUGACAACAGUGGGAAGAGGAAAAUACGGGAGCCGCCAGGCGAAGAGGGGGAUGACUCUGCAAGAACGUCGGAGGUUGAACUCAAGAAGACGGCGUUUGAGAACUUGCCUAGGAAGAAGGGGAAUGCUGCGAGACGGCGAGAACCUCGAUUUGCCAUCAAAACGCGAACCGACGUGGACAUCAUGGACGAUGGUUUUAAAUGGCGCAAAUAUGGCCAGAAAGCCGUCAAGAACAGCCCUCAUCCAAGAAACUAUUAUAGGUGCACCACACCGCAGUGCCCGGUUCGGAAAAGGGUGGAACGGUCCAGCGAGGAUGCAGGGCUGGUUAUCACAACCUAUGAAGGCACACACACACAUCAGACGCCAGGAGUCCUUCGGUCACCUGGGUCAAUAAGGCCUCUCGAACCUGGUGGCAGAUUAUAUCAGAAUCCUGUGAAUCCUGCCGGACUGGGCCCUCGCGGGAACCUCUUACCGUUACCCCCGGAGUUUUCACUCGCCGCUUUAAGCCAACUGCGAAGCUUGCAGCAGAGUGCAAGAUCACUGCAAGGCCUAGGGAUCCCACCUGGCCCUCGAUUUCCUGGGAGCUUCCUACGAGAGAGCCUAAAUCGGGCACAGCAAUUUCUAGGACUACACGAUCCCGCCUUUGGAUCCAUCAAAGCAGAGCCAUACCAUUUUAGAUCGCUGGAUUUCUUGCCCGGAGGUUUUUGUUAUGGGUUCCCAUAUCCAGGCACGAUUUUUCCUUCCACUGGAAUUCCAGAAACGAUGUACAUGAUGAGACCGCAACAUGGCAGACCACGGAGUGAUCCCUCUCAAACCAGGAAUCAUAACCCCGCAAUGGCAGAUCCUGAUUACCUCGAUCUUCCUCAACAAACAACACCGCCAACUGAAGGCGAUUUAGUGCGUAGGGUGCUGGAAGCGGAAGAGAAGGAAUUAGUGGAUGCAGUCAGGCGGGGAAUUAGCACUAACGUAGAUGACUUAACAGCUACGGCAUCAACAUUUAAUCAGGGCAGUGCAGCCAGUCCACAUGAAAAUUUUGCAAGUCGGCUCCAGAGUAGUCCACGAAACCGAGUGGAGGUUGAACGGAUGCGAGCUCUGCAAGCCAGAGCAGCGCUGCAGCAGCGGGAGGUAGGAAGUUCGAGCGACAAUCAAACAAGAUCUCAACGUCGGCAACAGCCUCCCAACUCCAACGAAGACUAAUUGGAGAAUGGGCUAAGAUCGCAGGAGAUGGCGAAAUCUGGAGAUUUAAAUGCGACCAGGUAGCAGGUAGAAGAAUUACAACACUCUUGAUUACUCCACACACACACACACACACACACUAUGCCAGGAUUCACAUUGCAUUUUCCUCACUGGAAAAUAAAUAAAUAAAUAAAAUGUAAAAAGCAUUGGAACCAGGCGACGAUCGACAACAGGACUUGGAGAUCCACGGCUUGCCAAUUGAAGACAUUAGCGAGCUGUCCUGGGGGCAAAGGUGGACUGAGCUUCAUCACCUGUAUAUAAUCUACACAGCUUAUUAAUCAACGUUUUUUUAUACGUUCUCUAUUUGGUUUAGUUGGUGAAGGAGAGUGAAUUGCCGGUACAACUCUCAGUUAGCUUGUUUCGUAAGAAGCUGUAGACUGAUUCUUACAUUCUCGCAGCAGAAUAGUCCUUCAUUCCCUUAGAAAAAUCAGCAUAAGAAGUACUCGUCACUCCUCGUGAGAAACCUCACACUUCAAAGCACCAGAACUUGCGUGAAACCUUUCUGAUGAAUACAAUGAUUGAUAAAGUGCUGUUCGCUCUC